Molecule: messenger RNA, 3981 nt
Organism: Alligator mississippiensis (American alligator)
Lineage: Eukaryota; Metazoa; Chordata; Crocodylia; Alligatoridae
Product: allograft inflammatory factor 1-like
Exons: 6
Coding region: 57-554 (165 amino acids)
Biological process (GO): actin filament bundle assembly; ruffle assembly
Cellular component (GO): ruffle membrane; actin filament
Molecular function (GO): actin filament binding; calcium ion binding
Source: RefSeq, a predicted model, not a curated record
UAUGGUAAGCUGAAAUAGCUGUUUGUGUCUUUGUAGGCAUAGGCCUUUUAGAGAAAAUGGCUGGAAAGGAGAUUGAAUUACUGAAGAAUCAAGAAAUGGAACUUUAUCUAGUUAACAAGGAGUACCUGGCUGAUGAACCAUUCCAAGAUAUUCCAAAUCUCCAGGAAAAACUGGAACUGCUGAAGGGUGCAUUUCUGGAAUAUGAUGCUAUGCACACAGGAGAAAUUGACUAUCUGACACUGAGCAACCUACUGAGGGAGUUCCAAGUUUUCCGAAGCUUGUUGGAGCUCAGGGCGCGAGUCCAAGACAUCACUGGGAACACAGGCAGCACUGUUCCUUACAAGGACUUUGUUAUGGCUAUGCUGGGACGAAGAUCGACUAUGUGCCAGCGAUUCUUACAAUACAGUGGGAAAGAAGGUGAUGCUGUGAAGAAGCCCUCCCUGAUAGAGCCUGGCUCACAUGCAAGCUACUUGGGGCCUGAGACGGAGUGCAUUUCCUCUCCACUUUCUACUCUCCCACCACCACCACCACCUCCAUCUCCAGUGGAUGGCUAGUUUAAGACCUACCCUGCUGCAUAAGAAACCUGGAAGGCACUGACUUGAUAUACACAAAGGCUUGCUGAGGAAGCAAACCUUGUACAGGGCAUCUUGGAUACUCUAGGUAUAGCUCAGAUCCUUCUAAAUAAAAAGCUACCCAAGGCAAGGCACAUUAACUUGUCUGUGGGCUGUCUAUGAUCUUACACGGGAGAGAACCAGUGAUAUUCCCCACCCCACCCCGUCCCUGUGAGUAGUGCCAAUAGGUUUUGCUGAACUUAGUGCCAUAUCAACAUGUAGCAAGACUGUUCCUGCCCCAAAGACCUUGGUCUCGGACAAGACUUGCACAUGAACUUUUGGGGUUGAAGGAGCAAGGGAGUGAGGUUUCGGGCCAUGCAUUGGUGACAGCCAGGAACAGAAUUUAGCUGUCCCAGGCCAGUUCCUGAAGUUCUAUGAAUCUACUGUUCUUGCCUAGGUUAGUCCUUUCAUGUAUAUAAUAGAAGAGGGCUCAAAGUCCUGGAAUCCAACCCUUUGCUGAAGACUGACUGAAAGACACACAAAAGUACAAUUCUGUUGUGUUGAUGGUUUUUUUUUCCUGCUACCUUGGCAGUAGUGUCUGAGAUUCUCAGAUGCAGGAUUCAGGGAGCUGGGUUUCCCUUUCUUAAAAGCCGGUGAUAGGGAGGGAGGUGGCAAACAUUGGGAGAUUCUCAAUAAUAGUGUGGGAAUUGACAGUACUGUGUAAAAGCAGGCUUCCUCAGAGCCUGCUAUCAAAAGAAAUUCUUGGGAGCUGAGAAUGCAGUAAAAGAGGAUAUCUUGCUGGUAUCUGUUAAAGACAGUCAAACAUGCCAUAUUCUCUCACAUACAGGAUACUUGUUGCUGGAAGUAGGGCAUAUUAUCUGUGGAGAAAAAUGGUAAGAGCAUUUUCUGCCGGUUGCUGGGCAGGUUCCUGAGAGGGUCAGGUCUCCAGUUGCUGCUACUCAGUCAUUACAAGGAAACAUAUAAUAUAUAUAUAUACAUACACAUACAUAAAUAUAUAUAUAUAUUUCCUUUCAUAAAUGAAGUGAGCAACUUAUUCCAGGGUGUGGUGUAUGUAAAGAAAAUACAGUAUGUUGAGUUAGUUCUACAGACAAGAUAUAGGUUUGUAUGUAAGUCUUGCUCCUAAGCUUGCUCACUUAUCCCACACCCCUCGGUCCCCAUUCCCCAGUAGCUUUCUUGGCCAAGGUUGGUACCUCUUUAAAACCUAGUGACUCCCAGCUAGAGCUUGAGUUGAGCAUGAGAGGUCUUGCUCUCAUUUUGGUGGCUAAUUCCAUGCCCCCCUCCCCCCUUGCUUGCCAGGAGGAUGCUGGCUAGAACUGAAGUGCUCCUCGUUCUCCAGAGCCUUCCCAAGAUCGGUUUCCUUGUAUGCAGAAGAACAGGUAAAUUCUCCCAGGAUUCACAGGCAAAGAAAUGUAGAGGGAUUUGACUUACUGCAUCACAGAGAGCCAUGCUUGUAGCACGUCUCGAUGCGAAUGGUGAGUGCAGUGCAAGUGAGAGUAUAAUGGCUGGUCCCUGGUCUAGGCUAAAACAGGGACUCUGCUCAAAGGAGCAGCAUGCAGAGUCCAACUCUCUAGUGAAGAUGUAGACAUCCACUCAUGAUGCAAAUCUCCAGCUACCACCAAUGCCUCCUUAUGACAUCUGUCUUAGGAGUCCCACCCAGGCCUGCCUGGCCCACCAAAGCUACCAAGCUGUUGCUACUGGAUGCUGCAAAGCAGCUGGAGUCCUUAAUGUGACAUUUUUCAGCCUUUAAUGCCGAAUAGGAUUUUUUCUUUUACCUCUAUAGUCUUUUAAUCAUUAAAAGUCAACAGAUUAACUGGCAGUAUAGGUUAUUUCUUCAUGUAAAUUUAUACCGCAAGCCCUCAUCUGAUCUGAAUACAGAUGACCAGCAUCAAUUAAGGAUUUGAAUGAAUUUGUAUUCUAACUUGUAUACUUAGAGGUAUUUUAUUUUUUAAUUGGCUCAUCCUACCUGCUGAACUUCCCCAUUUUGUUCAGCUCUACAAGCAAUCAGUUGUUUCCAGUUCUCUUAUUCAUUUCAUUCUUGGGGCACUGACUUCUCAAGAUGUGCAUCUGUUAUUGCAACUUUGACACUUGCUAAUUGGAUGAAAACCUGGUGAGAUCCUCUCUCCACUGAAGUGAAAGGCAAAGUUCCCAUUCACUUCAAGGGGCAGGAGGGGGCAGCACAAGAUUUUAGCCAUUGGCUGAACAAGCCAAAUUUAAUCCUGACAAACAUGAUGAUUUCAGUCUCCUUCUCUGCAUGGAGAUUUAGGCCAGAAAGGAUCAUUAAAGGUCUGAGUAGAUGAUCUAGUAUGUUAUGGGUCAUAAAACCUCACCCAAAUGCACUGAGUCAAACCCAAAGACUUUAGUUAAGCCAAAUAUUUCUGAAAUGUGCACCACAGAGAGAAAAGAGAUACAACCAGGAUGUUCCUGGUAACUAAGGCCCUUGCAAACAAGGAAUUAAGCAGAUGAGAGAGAUCCAGAUGAUUCCCAGUAGGUGCACCAUGACCCUCCCUGCAGAAGAAAGAGAACCGUUCCCCAGGCCCCUCCCAAUCUGACCUGGGGAGGAAAAGGGAUUUCUUCUUGGCCCAAACUCUAGUACUUGGUUUGAUCCUCCAUAUAAGGCACAGCCUAGCACCUGAGAGCAUUUUCUGUGCUAUUUCAGUCGGCCUCAUUUAAUAUCUUGUCUCUAGUUGCAUGCAGAAGAUAGUGUCCAAAAAAUACCUAUAGUCUAGUUUAUGCUUCAGAGAGGAAAAAAUCCCUCCUAAUCCCUACAAGUAACCAACCAAAGCCCUGGAGCAUGGGAUGUAAUGGUAAUUGUUGUUUUAAAGCAGAGCUUCGGGUUUUAUGAAGAGAACUAUACAAGCAAUUCUGUGCUCCCCCCAGGCUGAUAAAGGAAGAGUGUGAACAAUGAACUAAUGAUGUAGAGCCCUUCCACAUACUUAAACCAAAGAAUUUCUCCCACGUGCUGGCUCUAAGUGUAUUAUUUAGGAAACUAUCAAAACUCCCCUUACAGAUUCCUAGAGAUAAGUCCAUCACUUUUCCUGGUAAGCUGGUUUAAAGUUUAACCACCAGUACUGUUAGGAAACUGCAUCUUGUAUCAGAGUUAACCCAACCUAAAGUCACUGAAUCUCCUUUUCCUUUCUCAGCAAGGUCAAAAAUCCCCCACAAUCAAACACUUGCUCCAUGUGUAAGUGGUUAGACAUAGUCACCCUUCAGCCUUCUGUUUGAUGAGAUGAGCUCCUUAUGUCUUGGCCCGCAGGGCUUGUUUCCAACCUAUGAAUCAUUUUUGUGUUCAAGAAGAACUGAGCUUCUGAAAAAUCAAUCCAGAUCUUCAGUGCUGAACUCUCAUGAAAAGGUGACCUGUAUAUUCCCAUAGCAUGGAAUUCCCUCUAGCAUUUUGCUUUAAAACAAGAAA